AUGCCCGGCUCACACGGCAGCGACGGCCCCACCUCGGACUGGUGCACUACUGAGGGAACUCGGCUCCGAAACGUGUGUUUGCCUGGGCCGCAGAGGCUGUGGGUAACGUUAAAUGACGCGAACAAACUGGAAACAAAACAAAAGAGAUUGCAAAUGGCACAAUGCGGUGUCACGGGUCCUACGUCACUUUUUGCAGAAAGCGCGCACGCUACUUCCAGCGCUGUGCGCAAACAUGACAAAUUUGUGGAGUGGGGAGGGAGGGGAGCGGGCAGAACCCGAAGCCCGCCGUCGGCUCCGGCCCCGCGCGCGGAGCUCCCGGACGGCGUCCGCGGGACCGUUACGCGCCGCCCGCGCGGGGCAGGGCAGCGCCUCGGCAGCGCCGCGCGGCUUCCGGCCCGGCCGAGGAACGUAGGCCUCGGCGAGGCGGCGGGCUGCACCCCGCCGCGCCCCGCGCGCCCCUCCGGCCUUUCUGGAAAGUUUUCGUCGCGGUCCAAAGGCUCCGCAGCGCGGGGAGACGCGGCCCCGCCGCCUUCCUCCGCCCGGCCGGGCCGUGCGGGUCCGUACCGCGGCGGGGCUCGGCGGCGGCGGGCUCGCCCCCGGGGCGCGCCUCAGGGCAGAGCCCAGCCCGGCGUCCCGCCGCACCGCGCCCCCGCCACCGCGUCACGGGCACCGAGCGCGGAGGGCGCCGCUUCCCGAUCCUCCGCCCGCCCCGGCGAGGAGAGAACUUUUCCAGGUGCCGAGCUCCAACGGCGCCGCAGGGCGCGGAGCGGCGCCGCGUCCCGUACCCGCGGCCGGGGCAGAGCCCGGUCCGAUCGAAUAACAAAAAAAAAUAAAUUUCCGCGCACACCGGAAAUAAAACGCUUUUCGCUUGGAAAGGCGAUCGCCAAACCGCGAGCGCACGUUGUGUGUGCGUGUGUGCGCGCGUGUCUGUGUCUGUCUGUGUCUGUCUGUGCCGCUCUGCGGGGCGGGGGCCGGGCAGGCGCGGUGCCGGCGGGGAUCGGACCGGAGGCAGCGGAAGCCCCGCGCGGGGCCGCGGCCCUGCCGCCCUGCCGCCCUGCCUCCCUGCCGCGCCGUGACAGGCGCCCAGCCCGCGGCCUCCCGGUGCCAGCAGCCCGCGGGGACAGCCCGGCUCCGCCGCGUUCCGCCGCAGGACGCCCCAACUUCCCCGGGCCACACAGCAGCGGCGGGGCAGGGGCGGGCGGCUCCGGGCGCAGCUCCCCGCUCCGACUCCGUCCCCGCUGCGAACGGAGCGAAAAACCGCGGCCGUACCGCGCGGCUGGCGGGCGGUCGCGGUCCCCUUCCCUCGCCGGCGGUACGCGCGGAGCUCAUUCCCCCGACGCCGCAUCCAAACUUUCUUCUCCCGCGCCGCGCUCGCGCCGCGUACACCGAGGCGUACCGGGCGGGGGGCGGCCGGGGCUGCGGUCCGGGAGCGCGCGGGGCGGCGGUGCGGAGCUGACGGCGCGGGGCCCCGCGGGGCGAGGCGCGUUUACCUUCCGCUCGGGCGGAGCACCGCGCCGGGUCCAUUCCCUCCGCUUCCCAAACUCCGGCCCCGCCCACGGCCCCCUCCGCCGCCUCCCCGCGCCGACGCCGCCGCCGCCGCGGCUCAGGAAGCGCCGUUCCUAUUGGCCCGUCGACGGGGACUGCCCGCCCGCCCCCGCGCGGAAGAGGCGCCCCUAUUGGCUGCAGCCGCCCGUCGCUCAUCCGGGAGGCCGCGGGGCGGAGGGUGCGGAAUGUGCCCGGCUCCGUGCGCGACGGCCGCGCCGCCGCCGAGACUCCGCCGCGCCGCCUCCCGGCCCGCCCGCGCGGAGCGGAGCGCGGGCCCGGGGCCACCUCCGUGAGGAGGGGCCGGCGGGCGGCGCGGGGAUAGGCGGAGAAGGUGCUGGAAGCGCGACGCUGCCCCGCGGCCUGCCCGGGCCGGCCCGCCGCCGCGGGGCGGAGCGGGGAGGAGCCGGGCGGAGGGCGGCGGGGCCUCCCGCACCUGGCGGCGCGGCGCCGCGGGACACCUGCCUGCGGAAAGGGACGCACGCGCAAACAAAAAGACUCGCGGAAAGCCGUCACCGAAACUUCGGGGCCGCGGCGCGGGGAGGAGGGCAGCCGACAACGUUCGGGGCGGCCGCCCCCCCGUCCGGCCGCGGCGCCGCGCCCCGCCGGAGCCCCGUGCCGCCGGCAGGCCGCGAGGAGCGGCGGCGGGUCGGCGACGGCGCGGUGCGGGCGGGUAAAUGGCGCCGCCGCGCUGCGCUCGGCACGCCGCCCGCCUCCCGGGCCGGAGCGGCUUUAUCCGCGCCCGGCCGCGCACCCGCGGGAGGCGGCGCGUCGCCGGCGCUGUUUGCGGAAGGUACCGCUGUUUAUGUAACGGCGCCGCGGGGCCGCGCUCGGAACAGGCCGCCACCGGCCGCUCAGACACAAGCGCGCCGGCAGGCAGAGCGCGGCGGUGCGCGCGGUCCUAACCCCGUCACGAGGACGGAGCUCUGCAGGUGGUGUGCCUGUCCCACUGCGGGCUGCACGCUUUGCAAGAGGUCAAGGUUAAGGUGA
Messenger RNA from Phasianus colchicus (ring-necked pheasant), 2532 nucleotides. Lineage: Eukaryota; Metazoa; Chordata; Aves; Galliformes; Phasianidae. The record is from RefSeq and is a predicted model, not a curated record.